Molecule: messenger RNA, 1113 nt
Organism: Dunckerocampus dactyliophorus (ringed pipefish)
Lineage: Eukaryota; Metazoa; Chordata; Actinopteri; Syngnathiformes; Syngnathidae
Gene: akirin1
Product: akirin 1
Exons: 5
Coding region: 165-728 (187 amino acids)
Biological process (GO): positive regulation of myoblast differentiation; myoblast migration involved in skeletal muscle regeneration; positive regulation of lamellipodium assembly
Cellular component (GO): nucleus; chromatin
Molecular function (GO): transcription coregulator activity
Source: RefSeq, a predicted model, not a curated record
UGAAAAAUCCAGCAAGCUCUACUCGCCUUUUCGCUCCUCGAGAAAGAAGCUCUUGUUGCGGGCCGAAAGGAAGACCCCGCAACGCCUCAAUCACUGGCAUUAACACACAGAUCGCCGCUGUUUAAUUUCCCUCUCCAAGUGUGCCCUCUUCUUUUUUGUCCAAGAUGGCCUGCGGGGCGACGUUAAAGCGCUCGAUGGAGUUCGAGGCCCUCCUCAGUCCCCAGUCUCCCAAGCGCAGGAGGUGCAACCCCUUACCGGGGACUCCCGGUACUCCGUCCCCGCAAAGAUGCAACCUCCGCGCCCCGGUGGACAGCCCGACGCAUGCCAUGUCGCCGCAGAGCAUGGGAGGCGAGGGCAGACUCACACCAGAGCAGAUCUUCCAGAACCUCCGCCAGGAGUACAGCCGCAUCCAGAGGCGGCGGCAGCUGGAGGGGGCCUUCAACCAAACAGAGGCCUGCAGCUCCACGGACGUCCCCAGUCCCUCUUCCUCCCUGCACGCCCCCAGCUCUCCACCAGGUGCCUCGAGACGGGACCAGCCCUCGUUCACGCUCAAGCAGGUGAGCUACCUGUGCGAGCGCCUGCUCAAAGACCACGAGGAGAAGAUCCGGGAGGAGUACGAACAGAUCCUUAACACAAAACUCGCAGAACAAUAUGAAUCGUUUGUGAAAUUCACACAAGAUCAGAUCAUGCGAAGAUACGGUGCCCGGCCUGCCAGUUAUGUCUCCUGAACUCGACGAGAGUCCACCAGCUUCCUCUCGCUCUCUCCCUCCUCUCUCUCUCACAAAAUGGCUGCGGCCCCUACUACUUUUUAUUUUUACCACCACACACACACACACACAAACACACACACACACACACACACAGUGCCAUGGUUUAACCGCUUUGUAUCCAAAACUAUUGCUGCUGGCCAAAACCUUUUGAAGAAAUCUUGAGAGACAACCUUGUUAUGUUAUUAAGCCCUGUCUCCUUCUUCCAUAUCGCCCUUAUAUUCUCUUUUUUUUUUGUUUGUUUUUUUUUGUUUUUAAUUUCGACUGAAGCAGAUCUUCCCGCUCCCUCCCAUCGUGUCCAGUCUCUGGCCCGGCACUCUAGAAUAAAAAGCUUCUUCCUGGCUCA